UCGAAGUCGACUGAUUCCUAACGAGUUAUUUCGAUCAAGUUUUCGUCUGAGUCGGUGGCCGAUUUGGAAUUUCAGUUCAUUUAUGUGAAACCUUUCGAUUUCGAUAGAUAGCAGAGAAAGGGGACUGCUAGUCCUGCUGACAUGUUAAGAUCUGCUUUUUUCGUGACAUUGUGCAUAUCAUUUUUCACAGGACGCGUUUGUCUCUACAGGUAUUUAAUGAAACGAAGCACUAUUGCGUAAGAUUCAAUGGAAAACGAAUCGCUGUGUUACGGGAGACCCAGUGAUGAGACCUCUGUGCAAUUUGGUGACAUUCACGAAUACCUGCUGCCACUUCCAGCUGAAACUUCAUGGCUGGAAGAUGACAGUUUUAGAGAAAAUCUAUCAAGCUGGUUACAACUCGAUCAGUUAACAGCAGACAAUAACCGGGAUUGCGUAUGUGAAGAGAGAGACUCAUUUCCAGAAAACGUUUUACAAGAUGCCAAUGGACGUGAAGUAGAGGCUGCAGACAUGCACCCAGGGUCAGUGGAGAUGACUUCACAGCCUAAUUCACUGGUUAAAGGACACGAUUUCUAUCUGUGCUCAGGACCCUCUACCAGCUUUACGCCUCUAAAAAACAAUUUUCAAUUUGAAGAAGCUUCCGGCCUAAGAAACCAGUCUCAUUCUGUAAAUAGUACCUGUGAUGGAUCUAGAGAUACCAGUUAUCAGCCAAAUCCUGGAAUGAUAUGCCACAAGGUGAAUACUCAAAACAUUUCAAGUAAAGGAAAUAACAGCAAAACGUGUACUACUCACAGAUAUUUUUUGCUAAAAACACCAGAGGGAAAUUUUAUUUUGAAAGGUAGUCUAAUGAAGAACAACUCAAGUUCGAAGAACCACAUUAUAAGAGAUCCACAUCAUUCAGUUUUGGGAUCCAAUACUCCUCUUCCAUUAGACUAUACAGUAGCCUCUAAUGGUACUCAGAAGUCUGCAACUGCUCUGGACAGUUUGAUGACCUGUAUCAACUGUCCACAAAUAGAAAAAAGUUUGUCAAAAUGUGAUAAACUUGACUGUAAAUAUGCCGAAUUUACUUCAGUGAAAUCCCAACCAAACACAAAAUUUGAUGAAAGCAUUAAACCCAUUACAUUGGAUUCCUCUCUAUCUACAAAGUUUGUAGACAUUGCACUUGGAAAUGAACGUCAGCAAAAUGCUACAAAAUGUUACAAACUACAAUCAACUCGUACCUUAAAGUGUCCUCUUUUUAAAUUUAAACUUUGUGGUAACAUAGUUGAUCAAGGGAGAUCAGAACAAGUUGCAGCUGGUGCAUCUACAUCGUUUAAUGAAGCUACCUACAACUCUUCAGAAGAAGAUCCAGAGUUCGAAAGCCCAACCACUGAAAGACGAUCAUUAUCCAGUGCAGGGAUAUCUUACAAUACCCGACAGAAUUCUCGACUCCUUCGCAAUUCUGUUGCUGUUUCUGAUCCAGCAGUUGCACCGUCUCAUGAUGGACCAGAUGGCUUUGUUGGAGACAGAAAAACCUUGAAAUCAGAUGCUGCUACUUCCCUGAAGAAUAAGUCUGAUAGCAAUCAUCACGAAGAACAGUUUAAGGUUUAUUCAAGGUCACAUUAUUUACGAAGAAGGGAUUAUAGACUACAGCUAGAGGCUGAACUAGAAGAGCUUGAGAAAAAAAAUAGAAGUUUGCAAGUAAUUCAUCAGAACUUUCUGUCAAUGAGACAUAAAUGUUAUCAACUAUUUCAAGAGUGUAAGUUACAAUGUGAUCAUCCGAAAAUAAGUACUAACCACCAUUGGAAAUAGUCCACAAAUUCAUGAUUUACAUUUAGACAUUAAAAUUUUGAAUAGCUACUAACCAGUCCAAACUGGAUUGUCAACUUGAUUUAAACUUGAGAUGAAAUUACAUUGGGUUAAGUGUUAAUAAAUAAUGCCUAUAGAAAAGUUUGAAAGCUUGCGUUUCAUUUCUUUAUGCCAACCAAACAUGUUGUUGAUGUGUUCCAGGUAAAUUCAAUCCCCUCCCCAUCAUUAAAACAACAAUGACAUCAGAAACAUCCAGACAUGAAUGAUGUGUAGACUGGCGAAUUUGGAAUGUCAAUUCCACAUGCUGUCACCCCUCGUGCUAUCUCCAUAAGUGAUAAACUAACCAAGUUCAGCCAACGAGGUUGUGGGAAAAAGCGCACACUUUUCCAAAAUAUAGCCAAUAUAUUUUUUAAGACAACUUAUCUUACUUUUGCAAUGAGCACAAUCCUUGAUCAUUUGUAACAAUAGCCACUUCGUUGUCUUUUUACAUGGCAUUGCAAAUUCUUGAGUAGAAAAGGAUUAUACAAAAUAUUUAGUAAUGAUUUCUGUAUAAUUCUUUGUAAAAUUUAAGAGACUAAUGAGCGUUAUUUCACUUCGGUAAUGGGUAAUCUGUAGUUGCAUGUAGAAUUUGACCCCAUUUCUCAAACAAAUCUUUAUUCGAAGCUUGUCAAAAUAUUUUAAUAAAGUAUGGGAUUAACAGUGCCUGAGAUAGUUCUUGAAAUGACUGUAAAGAAAGUUACUGUAAACAGAGUUAGCGUACAAACUCUGCUGCUCUCAUUUUUGUUAUUUUCAGUAUGACUGUCAUGAAGGUUUGCGAGGUUUAUCAGAAGA
Macrobrachium nipponense is the source of this 2616-nucleotide messenger RNA. RefSeq lists its product as uncharacterized. The coding region runs from base 247 to 1788 and encodes 513 amino acids. The record is from RefSeq and is a predicted model, not a curated record. Lineage: Eukaryota; Metazoa; Arthropoda; Malacostraca; Decapoda; Palaemonidae. The transcript is spliced from 2 exons.